GACGCCGGUCCUUCAUUUCUUCACCCCCACUAAAAACCAACCCUAAACCCCCACUUCACCGCCGGAUCGAACACCCUCUAUGGCAACCAUGUCUUCCUCUCGUCAGCUCCACCGUGUCCGCCGCCUCUCCACCGCCGCCGCCGCUCCCGCUCCCGCCGCCGCAACAACCAGCGCUGAGGCUUCGGCUUCGGCUUCCUCGAUCUCCAUAUCCCGAGCCAAAUCAAAGCUCCGCUCCGAGUUCGACCCCGACAAGGCCCUACAAAUCUACUCCUCCGUCUCCAAGCACUACUCCUCCCCCGUCGCCUCUCGCUAUGCUCAGGACCUCACCAUCCGCCGUCUCGCCAAGUCCCGCCGCUUCGCCGACGUCGAGGCCCUCGUCGAGUCCCACAAGAAGGAACCCCAGAUCACGCAGGAGCCCUACCUGUGCACGCUGAUCCGAUCCUACGGGAUUGCAGGUAUGUUCGACCACGCGAUGCGGACUUUCGAGCAGAUGGACCGGUUAGGCACGCCUAGGACAGUGCUCUCUUUGAAUGCUCUUUUGUCCGCGUGCAAUGCAUCGAAACUAUUUGAUAGAGUGCCUGAGUUGUUCGGUGUUUUGCCUGGCAAGUACGGCGUUUCGCCGGAUAGAGUGUCUUACGGGAUAUUGGUGAAGUCGUACUGCGAGGCGGGGUCGCCCGAGAAGGGGAUCGAGGUUUUGAAGGAAAUGGAGAAGAAAGGCAUUGAAGUCACUGCGGUCACGUUCACGACAAUACUUGAUUCUCUGUAUAAGAGAGGGAGGGGCGGGGAAGCGGAGAAGCUGUGGGAAGAGAUGGUCAAAGGAGGCUGCGUGUUGGAUUCUGCUGCUUACAAUGUUAGGAUUAUGAAUGCGCAGAAUUCGGGGGCAGAAGACGUGAAGAAGCUGAUUCAGGAAAUGAACAAUGCAGGGUUUAAGCCGGACACGAUCAGCUACAACUACCUGAUGACUUCUUAUUUGAAGGCUGGGAUGAUGGACGAGGCAAUAAAAGUUUACGAGGAGUUGGAGGGCAACGGGUGUAAGCCAAAUGCAGCAAGUUUUAGGACAUUGAUACAUUAUCUUUGUAAGAAUGGGGAUUACGAAAAGGGGUACAAGAUUUUCAAGGAGAGCGUGAAGGUGCACAAGAUUCCUGAUUUUAUUACACUGAGGAGCUUGGUUGAAGGAUUGGUGCAGAAGAAGAUGACCAAGGAGGCGAAGGGAUUGAUUAGGACCAUAAAGAAGAAGUUCCCUCCUAAUUUCUUGAAUGCGUGGAAGAAAGUUGAGGAUGAUCUUGGCUUGGCUUUGGUUGCCAAUGAUACCGAUGCAUCUUUGACUCUUGAAGAGGAUAAAGAGGCAACUGGGUAAGUCAUAAGCUCACUGCAAUUAACAUAUUGACUGAGUUCCAAUAGCGUCUUUUACGAUGGAAUCGACUUGAUUAGAUUGAAUGUCGACGCACAGAACAUUAGGAUCACAGUUCUGGUAAUGGCGGAAAUUGGAGAAGGAUUUGGUUAUACAUGAUGAACUGUACCGGAGAAAUUAUGAGGUUUGCCUAAUGGUGGUCGGAUUGGUAGUUAUCCAUUGGUUCAAUUUGUGCUUCUUUUAGUCUGUGAAAUUUUUAGUGGAUUAAAGUCAGGUUUUGCCUUGCUCAGAGCCUGUAGUGAGCAACCAUCAUUCACAUCCAAGGGAAUAUAAUUGUUUUGCAUUGGUUCGCUGAUUAAUUGGUGGUGUAAAACAUAUAUAUUUUAUAGUGCGGCUAGCUAUUGCUCGCCACAGCUCUUUGGCUCUAUGCAAGUUCUAGACAUUUUUGUCGAUGCUAGCUUAUCUAUGAGACUGUUCAAGUUUGUUCACUGCUCGUUUGCUGAUUAUCAUUAUACCUAUCCGGAGUUAUUCAAUCAUUUAAA
Molecule: messenger RNA, 1893 nt
Organism: Rhodamnia argentea
Lineage: Eukaryota; Viridiplantae; Streptophyta; Magnoliopsida; Myrtales; Myrtaceae
Product: pentatricopeptide repeat-containing protein At4g36680, mitochondrial
Exons: 1
Coding region: 80-1357 (425 amino acids)
Molecular function (GO): protein binding
Source: RefSeq, a predicted model, not a curated record